Messenger RNA from Notolabrus celidotus (New Zealand spotty), 2881 nucleotides. RefSeq names its product SLC35A4 upstream open reading frame protein-like. The coding region runs from base 83 to 394 and encodes 103 amino acids. The transcript is spliced from 3 exons. The record is from RefSeq and is a predicted model, not a curated record. NCBI's taxonomy places the organism in Eukaryota, Metazoa, Chordata, Actinopteri, Labriformes, Labridae.
AACCAGUAGAGGGUGGUAAUGUUCAUUUUCAACAAAACCUCUAGCAAAAGAAGAAGAGCGGCGUGUCAACAGAAGUGAAAACAUGGCAAAUGACAAGAGUCCUUUGAGCCAGCUCAAAGACCUGGUGGAGCUGAAGGACCAGCUGGAAGACAUCCAGAAACGGAUGGAGGAUGAAAUACAAGCCGGGGUUCCUCCAGGAGGCAGUCUGCUGGGCUCUCCUUUCCUGAAGGGGUUUCUUGCAGGCUAUGUUGUUGCAAGGCUACGAUCUUCUGCACUGAUGGGAGUUGUGAUAGGAACUUGUACAGGAAUCUAUGCUGCGCAAAAUUAUGCUGUUCCCAACAUUGAAAACACAGUCAAAGACUACAUAAAGAACUUGAAAGGAGGGAGCAAAUGAGAGGAGUGGAGGAAGCCAAGGGAAGAGGAGAGAGGAGAACGAGAGACCACCACAAGAAGAGGGUGCAGAUACAGCUGCAUAUGGGAACAGAUAUACUUCUAAGUUUAAACCUUUUCAUUGAGUAUUGCUCAGCACCCACAUUGUUUUUAAAACUUUAAAGUAGAUCCCAGCUUACAAAGAAGGGUUUAAAAUGGUGAUUCUAUUAUUAUUAUUAUUGUUUUGUGGGGUAUAUUCACCUCGAUGCUUGCUUCAUUAGUGUUAAGAGCGGGUGACUGAAAUAUGUUUUGAACUGAACUGAGCAUAUUACAAUCCAUGUAAAAAGAAAUACAAUUCAUGUAUUGUAGCAUUAGGCCCCUGUUUUGCCAAUAUGGCCAAUAAUCAAAAUCAAGACAAACUGCUGUCAUUAAUUACAUCCUUGUAGCUGCUAUAAUUGAUCUCUGAUCUCAGCUUUAUUUCUUCUUCAUGACUUACUUUUGGAGAUUCCUGGAUAUGAAAGGGUGACCAACUGUCUACAUGGACAGACCAGUUAUGUUGCCUAUUUAAUCUCACUUUAAAAUAAGGUUUACUGCAGAGAAACACACUUAUUGGCUCCUCAAACACACAGAGAGCCGAGUUUCUCCAAGAGAAACAGUGCACACAGUGCUUUAGAGGUUUACAGAGUGUGGCCUAAACGGUGACAGUAUAUAUGUAACAGUAAAGCAUGUGAGGUUAAGAAGAGUGUUGUAUUCUGCCCCCAAGUGGUGAGAAAUCAAUUAUUGCAGACUUGGCUCAUUUGCACUUUCUUGCUCAGGGUUUGAUAGAGCAUGUAUACAUUGUUUCACCUCACACACCAUGGUGCUCUUCAGGGUUUAAACCUGUCUGACUUGUUUCUUGAUAGUUGUCACAUUGUUCGUAGGUGUCAGAGCAAGGUUUGUAAUAUUGGAUCAUGUGUCUUUAUGGCCAUGACACACCCUCCCAUGUUAUUAGGUCAAGUUUUACUUGGUAAGACAUUUUGGUUUUUAAUUCAGUCUCCUUAUAUGUAGAGGUUUGAAGAAAAACUAACAUUACACUUAUGGAAAGCUGUCGAUUUUACAAUUGUUAACUGCAAAAAUUCCCCACUCCACAUUCAAAAAUAUGACAGUGCUCCCAAAUGUUUCUCUUUCCUCCUUACAAAGUCUUUCAGACCUCAAAUAUAAUGUAUAUAUACAGUAUAUAUGCCAAAGUGAAAUUAUUUUCAGCUACUGUUUAAAUUUUGUUUGGGAGAUUUUAACAGCGUAUAAAUUGUGUGUGUUGAUGUUUUUUGUGUGUAAAAUAUAUUAAGAGUGCCUACUCUGGUUGGACUUGAUAAAACCAUCUCAUGCCAUGUGUGCAAUAGCCUGUCCUAAAUGGAUUAGGCUGCCUAUUUCAAAUGCUGGAAGCGAGUUGAUCUUUUGCACUUGUAUGUCUUUUUGGGAUUUGAAACUGUUUCUUUGUUUUGUUUUAAUCAAUGCUUUUUUGUCCCAGAAUCACCCAAAUAUAUUAAAGAAAAGCAGAAAUAUACUAUUUAGAAAUUAUGUUUGUGCAUCAUGUUAUGAGAAUGUGUGCACACUGUAAGGUAUCCCGUGUUGAGGAGGGCAUUUUAUCUACACAUUUGCUAGAUGUCAUUACUUGUCCAUAAGUAGUUCUGUUGCCUGUGGACACUAGUCUGAACACUCCAUGUGCAGCACCAGAUACAUUAACAGUUGUGUAUUCAAUCAGCUGAUAUGUCAUAAAGUGUGAGUUGUUGAUUGCUUGGUAGAGUUUGUUGCUCCACAUCCAUUGAAAAGUUAAGAAUUGAUAUUCAUUCACAUUUCUUUAAAAAAAGUCACCUUUAAUAAUAAAAUCCAUGAUUCAGCAUCUUUUUCUCUUCCCAAACUGGUACAUCCUUAUGCAUAGAAUGAAUGAAAUGUAAAACUGCACUAAGAUGUUUUCAUAUGACAGCAUCAGUUGCUGCCGUUUGAAACGAUUGCACAUUUCUUGUGUUCACAGUCAGGCCUGUAACAGGUAGACACAAAAAGCCAUAAAGGGUAACAGUGUUCUGAUCGAGGUUGUUUUGAUGUUUUCUUUGACUGGAAAGUGUUUUGGGAAACUGGAAACUGAGUGUAGUGUGUCCUCCUUCUUUGCUAAAUGGACCCUCCCCCCCCAAAAAAAAUGUGCCUGUUGACAAUAAGUAUGUUAUUGUCCCCGUGUUGCAUGCUCACUUUUUUUUACGAUUUCCUGUUUAUGUCUUUGCAUGUUUUCUUAUUUUAUCGUAAUACCCUUCCUUAAGACUCAGUAUGCUGUGGUAUUUAGAAUAAGACGAGUAAACUGAAAGGACUACAUUUCAGUUGCAUAUGUAACUGGGUAUCACUCAUUUGAAUUCAUGCAAAAACACAACAUCAAACUUCUUGGCAUUCAGUUUGAAAAUGUCAGAGUUUAAAAUAAAACCACCAAAACCGUUGUUAAAAGUUUUAUUUUGGGUGUUCAAAUAAAUGUGGGAAAGUACAGUUA